UUAUGGUCACGACCCGGAAGUGACUGUAGUCGCACAUUUGGAGUUGAAAUGCGGCUUUUGCACACGUGAAAUGAGUAAACCAUCUCAGACUCUUGAAUGAACAUUUUAAGAGUAUAGUUAUUGUGAGUUUUUGAAGCGGGUGGAAAAUGAAGUUUGCAUACAGGUUCUCAAAUCUACUGGGAACGGUGUAUCGCCAAGGGAACCUGAAUUUCUCAAAGGAUGGAAACUCCGUGAUCAGUCCUGUGGGAAACCGUGUAUCCAUCUUUGACCUGAAGAACAACCAGUCAGAGACACUGCCAGUGUCUACCACAAAGAACAUCGCAUGUGUGGGCAUCUCUCCGGACGGAAACCUUGCCAUCCUGGUUGAUGAGGAUGGUGCUGCAGUUCUGGUGAGCUUGGUCACACGCGCCGUGCUGCAUCAUUUCCACUUCCACAAGCCCGUCAACAGUGUGAGCUUCUCUCCAGAUGGCAGGAAGUUUGUGAUCACUAAAGAGAACGUAGCCCUGCUGUACCAUGCUCCUGGGAAGAAGCGGGAGUUCAACGCCUUUCAGCUGGAUAAGAGCUACUAUGGCCCCUAUGAUGAGACCACUUGCAUUGACUGGACAACAGACUCCAAGUGUUUUGCUGUGGGCAGUAAGGACAUGUCCACGUGGGUGUUCGGAGCAGAGCGCUGGGCCAACCUCAUCUACUACUCCCUGGGCGGCCAUAAGGAUGUGGUGGUGGGCUGCUUCUUCGAAAAGGACAGCUUGGAUCUGUACACUGUGAGUCGGGAUGGCGCCCUGUGUAUGUGGGAGAGUGACACGGAGCCAGAGGACUUAAAGAAGGGGCUUCGCUACAAAGAGCGGAAACAGAAAGAACGACAGAACACCAGAGGAUUGGAGGAUGAGGAGGAAGAGGAAGUCGGGGAGGUGGGAGAAGACGGUGAGAGGAGGGGAGAAGUGGUCAAAGGGAGCGCUGACGCACCCAAAGAAGAGGAGGGAAUCAAGAAUGUGCGCUACAAACAGAGGAGCAAGCAGUUCUUUAACAAAGAGGGUGACUUCAACAAGCUGACUGCCGCAGCCUUCCACAAGGACACCCACAUCCUGGUGACCGGCUUUGCAUCUGGAGUCUUCCACCUGCACGAGCUGCCCGAGUUUAACCUCAUCCACUCCCUCAGUAUCUCUGAUCAGCGGAUCGCCACCAUAUCUAUGAAUUGCACAGGAGACUGGAUUGGAUUUGGCUGUUCAGGUCUAGGCCAGCUGCUGGUCUGGGAAUGGCAGAGUGAGUCUUACGUCUUUAAACAGCAGGGUCACUUCAACAACAUGGCCGCUCUGGCCUAUUCCCCUGAUGGGCAGUAUAUAGCCACGGGAGGGGAUGAUGGGAAGGUGAAAGUGUGGAAUACCAAUAGUGGCCUGUGUUUUGUGACCUUCACUGAGCACACGAGCAGCGUCACCAAUGUCACCUUCAACUCCAGUGGCUUUGUGGUGGUCAGCGCUUCACUGGAUGGCACCGUUCGUGCCUUUGACCUCCACAGGUACAGAAAUUUCCGAACUUUUACCUCUCCUCGGCCAGCGCAGUUCUCCUCCCUCGCUGUGGAUGGCAGCGGGGAGCUGGUCUGUGCUGGAGCCCAGGACUCGUUUGAGAUCUUCCUCUGGUCCAUGCAGACUGGUCGCUUGCUGGAGGUCCUUAGUGGUCAUGAGGGCCCUGUAAGCUGUCUGAGUUUCUGUCCCACACGCGCGGUGUUGGCGAGCGUCUCCUGGGACCGCACCGUCCGCCUCUGGGACAUGCUGGACAGCUGGCAUGCCAAAGAGAUCCUGCGACUCCCGUCUGACGGCCUGGCGGUGACCUACCGACCGGAUGGCCUGGAGCUCGCCGUGGCAACACUGGAUGGCGAGAUCUCUUUCUGGAACGCUCAGACAGCGGCGCAGAUGGGAUCCAUCGCAGGACGCCAUGACCUUCAGAUCGGACGCAAGGACACCGACAAGAUCACCGCCAAACAGUCGUCCAAGGGCAAGUCAUUUAACUCCUUGUGCUACUCUGCUGAUGGUGAGUCCAUCCUGGCUGGUGGCCACUCCAAGUUUGUGUGCAUCUACAGCAUACGCGAGCAGGUCCUCCUCAAGAAAUUUGAGAUCUCCUGCAACCUGUCACUGGAUGCCAUGGAGGAGUUCCUGGACAGGCGUAAGAUGACGGAGUUUGGCAGUCUGUCCCUGGUGGAUGAGGGGGCAGGUGAUGGAGAUGGAGUUGCAGUCAGCCUACCAGGAGUCAAGAGAGGUGACAUGAGCUCUCGUCACUUCAAGCCAGAGAUCCGGGUCAGCUCUCUGCGAUUCUCCCCAACAGGGCGCAGCUGGGCGGCCACAUCCACAGAGGGUCUGAUGAUCUACUCUCUGGACGCUUCACUGGUGUUUGACCCGUAUGACUUCGAUCUGGACGUCACGCCGGUCAGCGUGAGGCGGCAGCUGAAAAAGACGGCAUGGUCGUCGGCCAUCCUACUGGCUUUUCGCUUGAACGAGAGCGCCCUCAUCAGGGAGGUGCUGGAAGCGCUGCCACAUGAUCAGAUUGCUGUGGUGUGUAGCACUCUGCCGGAUGUGUACGUGGAAAAGCUGCUGACGUUCGUUGGGGCCACACUGGAGAAUAGCCGGCACCUUCAGUUCUACCUAACCUGGGCUCAGAGUUUACUCACUAUACAUGGGCAGAAACUGAAGAACAGGUCAGGAGCCAUUCUUCCCACCAUCCAGUCCUUACAGAAGAGCAUCAAGAGGCACCACGAAGAUCUCUCCAAGCUAUGUGACUGGAACAUGUACACACUGCGCUAUGCAGUGGCCCUGUCCAAUCAGAGAGGACUGAAGCGAGCAGCAGCUGAUGAGCUGAGUGAGGAAGAGGAGGAGGGUUCAGAGGAGGAAGAUGACAUGAUGAGCGAACCGCUCAUGAUAGAGACUGACCUCCUUUCAUAGGCCACUAGAGGGAGCCCUCACUUAUUCAACUACAGAACUGUCUGUGGUAGAGCAGUAGGGUAAGCUGCUCUUGCUCUGGAGUUACCCUGUGCAAGACGUGUGUGCCAAUGCCUUGUGAGCUGGGAAUCCAUUUGCCCAGAGCUGGAAGAGAAGUGGACUGUGAAGCAGACCAGAUCAGACCUGGGCUGAGGGGCGAGUCACUUUGACUCCAAUCUCAAAGCCUCAGAGUUUUUAACCAUCAUGUGCAAGAGCCUCGUUGGUGUCUUAGAAAUACAUUUUUUUACUUUGUUUAAAAAAAAAAGAAAUGUUGGUUGAUAAAUGUUGGUUGAUAAAAGCUGUAUCUUGGUGAAAAUAUAUAUCUAUAACCAAA
Messenger RNA from Clupea harengus (Atlantic herring), 3300 nucleotides. It is a transcript of the gene pwp2h, whose product is annotated as PWP2 small subunit processome component. Gene Ontology annotation, biological process: maturation of SSU-rRNA from tricistronic rRNA transcript (SSU-rRNA, 5.8S rRNA, LSU-rRNA); ribosomal small subunit assembly. Gene Ontology annotation, cellular component: Pwp2p-containing subcomplex of 90S preribosome; small-subunit processome. The record is from RefSeq and is a predicted model, not a curated record. Gene Ontology annotation, molecular function: protein binding. NCBI's taxonomy places the organism in Eukaryota, Metazoa, Chordata, Actinopteri, Clupeiformes, Clupeidae.